Molecule: messenger RNA, 1086 nt
Organism: Olea europaea var. sylvestris
Lineage: Eukaryota; Viridiplantae; Streptophyta; Magnoliopsida; Lamiales; Oleaceae
Source: the annotation of a RefSeq genome assembly
AUGAUAAUUGAUAAUACAACAGAACUACAAGCCAUCCAUUCAUUUUCCAGAUUGGAAUUCUUAAAAGAAGUCUAUGGGAUCAUAUGGGUGCUUGUCCCUAUUUUGACUCUUGUAUUAGGAAUCACACUAGGUGUACUAGUAAUUGUUUGGUUAGAAAGAGAAAUAUCUGCAGGGAUACAACAACGUAUUGGACCUGAAUACGCCGGCCCCUUGGGAAUUCUUCAAGCUCUAGCAGAUGGGGUAAAACUACUUUUCAAAGAGAAUCUUUUUCCAUCUAGAGGGGAUACUCGUUUAUUCAGUAUCGGACCAUCCAUAGCAGUCAUAUCCAUUUUACUAAGUUAUUCAGUAAUUCCUUUUGGUUAUCGCCUUAUUCUAGCCGAUCUUAGUAUUGGUGUUUUUUUAUGGAUCGCUGUUUCAAGUCUUGCUCCCGUUGGACUUCUUAUGUCGGGAUAUGGAUCAAAUAAUAAAUAUUCCUUUUUAGGUGGUUUAAGAGCUGCUGCUCAAUCAAUUAGUUAUGAAAUACCAUUAACUCUAUGUGUAUUAUCAAUAUCUCUACUAUCUAACAGUUCAAGUACAGUUGAUAUAGUUGAAGCGCAGUCAAAAUAUGGUUUUUGGGGGUGGAAUUUGUGGCGUCAACCUAUAGGGUUUAUCGUUUUUCUAAUUUCUUCUCUAGCCGAGUGUGAGAGAUUACCUUUUGAUUUACCAGAAGCAGAAGAGGAAUUAGUAGCAGGUUAUCAAACCGAAUAUUCAGGUAUCAAAUUUGGUUUAUUUUAUGUUGCUUCGUAUCUGAAUCUACUAGUUUCUUCAUUAUUUGUAACAGUUCUUUACUUGGGGGGUUGGAAUCUUUCUAUUCCGUACAUAUUCAUUCCUGAGCUUUUUGAAAGAGGUAAAGUUUUUGGAACAAUAAUCGGUAUCUUUAUUACAUUAGCUAAAACUUAUUUGUUCUUGUUCAUUUCUAUUGCAACAAGAUGGACUUUACCGAGACUGAGAAUGGACCAACUAUUAAAUCUUGGAUGGAAAUUUCUUUUACCUAUUUCUCUAGGUAAUCUAUUAUUAACAACUUCAUUCCAACUUCUUUCACUGUAA